This is a messenger RNA of Diabrotica virgifera virgifera (western corn rootworm), 17674 nucleotides long. Its product is annotated as tyrosine-protein kinase Src64B. Gene Ontology annotation, molecular function: non-membrane spanning protein tyrosine kinase activity; ATP binding; signaling receptor binding. Lineage: Eukaryota; Metazoa; Arthropoda; Insecta; Coleoptera; Chrysomelidae. Gene Ontology annotation, cellular component: extrinsic component of cytoplasmic side of plasma membrane. Bases 538 to 2091 code for a protein of 517 amino acids. The record is from RefSeq and is a predicted model, not a curated record. Gene Ontology annotation, biological process: cell differentiation; protein phosphorylation; cell surface receptor protein tyrosine kinase signaling pathway. The transcript has 7 exons.
GUUACCGACUCGGUACUUUCAAUUUCCUUAUGAGGAACGCUUAAAGACUCAAAUAAAAGUUAUUUUUUCAAAACUGUGCGGUCGAGUGCGGUGCGGAGUAGUGAUGAAAAAAGAGCUGUCAAGAAAAGUUAUGGUGGUUAUUUGUGUCGGUUGUGACAUCUGAACGUGUUUAGAGAAUAACUUUAUGAAACGUUUAGGUUCAUUAGGAGAAAUAUUGUGUGAUAAGUCAUUUUCAGUGUCAAGAACAAAGGUUGUUUAUGCGUUUUUCUCGUUGUGAAUAACACAUUCUAAUGGGUGGAAACAGUAAAUCGUGUUGUGACAUUUUGAGUGAUGUUUUAAGGAGACAAACAUGAUUGAUGAACUCUCUGCGCCAUCGUUGUCAUCGUCAAGAACACACGCAGAGGAAAAAGCAGAGCACCAAAUACAACGACUGUGAGUGACCUCGACGGCCACGAAGAGGACGUCGAAGAGGCCGACGUGGUGGAGGAGCACUAGGUGAAAGAGGCGGGUCGGCUGCUCAGCGACAAGAUCUUCACCAUGGGCAAUUGUUGCUGCUGCCGCAGUCGGGCUUUGCCUCCGGCUAAGCAGAAAGGCAUGGAGGCAGAUUUAGUGAGAGUGGUGAAACACCCACCAUUUAUCGAAAGUCCCUUUCCCCAAGAACCAAGUUCGAUAAUCACCAACCGUCCCGAGAAUUUAUAUAAACCCCCACCGACCAAAGCCAGGCCUAUAAUGGUGGCCAUGUACAAUUACGAAGCCAGGGAUAGCCAAGACGUGUCUUUCAGAAAGGGAGAUAGAAUGGAGGUUAUCGACGAUUCCGAAGGGGAUUGGCUCAAAGUGAUACAUCUUGUUACUAAAGAGAAGGGUUACAUUCCAGGCAAUUAUGUUGCUCCAGAACAGAGUGUGGAAAGUGAAGACUGGUUCUUUGAGAACAUAUCCAGAAAAGAAGCCGAAAAACUUCUUCUUGCUGAAGAAAACCCACGUGGUACUUUUCUAGUCCGUCCUUCUGAACAUAAUCCCAAUGGAUAUUCUCUCUCUGUUAAAGACUGGGAAGAGUACAGGGGAUAUCAUAUUAAACAUUACAAAAUAAAGCCCUUAGAUAACGGUGGAUUCUACAUUUCUACGAACAAAACAUUUGACAAACUUUGUGAUUUAGUUAAUGCAUAUACCAAAAAUGCUUACGGUUUAUGUCAUGUAUUGUCGAAACCAUGUAAACGACCGCAACCUACAAUGUGGGAUUUGGGUCCCACAUAUCGUGAUAAAUGGGAGAUUCCUAGAGAUGAACUAGUCCUCAUUCAACGACUGGGACGAGGAAACUUCGGAGAGGUAUACUACGGAAAGUGGAAGAACAAUAUUGAAGUGGCUGUGAAAACUUUAAGAGAAGGUACUAUGUCAACUGCCGCUUUCUUAGAAGAAGCGGGAAUUAUGAAGAAAUUUAGACACAAGAGGCUUGUAGCAUUAUAUGGAGUGUGUAGCGAGGAAGAACCGAUUUACAUCGUGCAAGAGUAUAUGAGUAAAGGCAGUUUGCUGGAUUUCCUUAGGAAAGAUGAAGGGCGACAUCUCCAGUUUGAAGAUUUGAUUUAUAUUGCUUUCCAAGUAGCUUCUGGAAUGGAAUAUUUGGAAUCUAAACAACUUAUUCAUAGGGACCUUGCCGCAAGAAAUGUACUUAUAGGCGAAAACAACAUUGCCAAAAUAUGUGAUUUUGGAUUAGCCAGGGUAAUAGAAGACAAUGAAUAUUGUCCAAAACAGGGUUCUAGCUUCCCAGUGAAAUGGACAGCCCCCGAAGCUAUAAUCUAUAGUAAAUUCUCCAUUAAGUCCGACGUCUGGUCCUAUGGUAUCCUCCUGAUGGAACUAUUCACCUACGGACAAGUUCCUUAUCCCGCCAUGCACGGUAGAGAAGUCAUAGAUCUAGUAGAUAAAGGUUAUAGAAUGCCCAAGCCAACAACACAUCAGGUUCCUGAUGAAAUUUAUCAAAUAAUGUUGAACUGUUGGGAUGCCAAUCCCGAAAAGAGGCCGACAUUUGAAUUCCUUACCCAUUACUUUGAAGGAUUCAAUGUUACGUCCGAAGUUCCUUAUAGAGAAGUCCCAGAUUAAAGUUUAUAAAAGGUUUAUUUGGAUCAGUUUCUCGAGAAAAGAAUUCUUGACAUGGUUUUGAUAAACAUAAAACAAAUAAAAACAGUAACAGCAAGAUUUCGAAUAUUUUUAUACCAUAGUGUUGUUCAGAAGUAAAUAUUUUGUUUGUAUUUCCAUUAUUGAUAGUUUACCACAAUCCAGUAAAUAUUCACGGUAUUUUGUAUUAAAAAAUAGUACAAAAUUUUAGUAAACCGAAAAUUUGCUAAAAACAUGUGUUUAGUGUAAAUUAGGUACAAUCUGAAUGUUAUUUGCCUUAUUUAAUCGACGAAUGGAUUGUUAUUUAUCAUAGCAUGCCAAGAAAAUUCUUAUGUAAAGAAACCGAUCGAAAUACAUCCCACCUUAGUUUUUUUGGAAAUGUUAUAUUUUGUCAUUAACUAUGUUAGAUCUCAUUUAGUUUAAUAAAUGUUUGCUUCAUUCCUCUUCGAUAAUCUUUCUUGUGUUAUCUCUUAAGUUACACAACUGAAUGUCAGAAAGUUAAUACAAAAUCGGAUUUAAAAUACUUCUUCGCAUUAAAAUGUUUGUACUAGAGUGUUGUUCUAUCCUAAACGCGAUUGUGGUGGAGUAGAGCGCACUGCAAAAUAAUUGGUACGUUCAGACGACCUCAGCGGCUGGCCAGCUGAGUAAAAGGUAGCAUUUAGACGACACCGCUGGAAGUCAGCCGCUGAGGAGAUUUACUAAGUGUUCCCUAGUACCGCUGGAUACAACCACUUAGCCGCUUAGUGCUUACAGUCAGCCGCUGAGGUCGACCGAACGCACCCAAUGUUUGUUGGAUUAUUUUUCGUAGGGUGAGUCGUUUAGGAUAGUCUGUGAACAUAAUUCAGUUAUUUUUUCAAGUUUUACCUGGUUUUGGAGAAAAGUAUAAGUUUUAGAUUAGAAAUUGAAGUUCUGCAAAUAAACUUAAUAAAUGUGAUACAUCAAAUAGGUUGUAGUAUUUCAGUUAUAUAUUUUGAAUUGCUAAAGCAAGUACCUAACGAAACUUUUAAAUAAUUUUUUUAUUGAAAAAAUCACAGUACGUUUUCGAUAUAUAAAAUAUCAUCAUCAGUGUUAGAACUGGUUGAUCACAUGCUGAGCCAACAAAAAAAUACCAGGGUAUAAACCCUUUAAAUGGUAGGUAUAAAAAUUUGUUAGAUUAACACUGGUAUUUAAAAUUCCAAACGAUGGAUAAACUUCAUAAAGAUAAGGCUCUUAGGCACUGUAUGACUCACCCCAUUAAGUUGGUUGCUGAACAGGUGGAUUUUCCCUCCAUUCCUCAUGUAGAGACAAACCCACCUAUUCAGCAACCCACGUGAUGGGGGAUUGUCUCUCCAUUCCUAAUGGAAAGACAAAUCCAUCUGUUCAGUAACCUACGUGAUCGGGGAGUCAUACAGUGCCUAAGGGCCUUAUCCUCAUAAAGUUUAUCCAUCGUUUGAAAUUUUAAAUAACAAUGUUAAUGUAACAAAUUUUUAUACCAUUUAAAGGGUUUAUAGUUUAUACCCGGGUAUUUUUUUGUGGUGGAUCAGCAUGUGAUCAACCAGUUCUAACACUGAUGAUGAUAUUUUAUAUAUCGAAAACGUUGUGUGAUUGAUGUAGCCCUUUUAAGGGAUUUUAAUAAAUUUUAUACCGAAGGUAACCGUACAUGUUAUAUUAUUUAUAUUAUCUUUGCAGAUAACUUUGUAACUGAUGUUCGAAAACAUACAUACUUCUUCUUCUUCUUGACUGGCUUUACAACUCGGGGUGAGUCUUCGCCGCAUCCACUAUGGCCCUCCAUCGUCUGCGAUCUUACAUCUGCGAAAACAUACAUACACAACAAUGUAAAUCAGCUCCAGGGGACAUGUACUCCAUUAAAAUGUUACAUUUUUUAAGCCAUACCUUGUAUUUGUUAGAGGAGUCAAUUUUAUUUCUUUAAUGUGUAAGGGGGAUCAGUAGAAGCUUAAGUUCAAGUUUUUGGGGUCGCCACCCUUGUCCCCCGGCCGCCAUCUUGGAAAUGGGGUGCAAAGGGGUUUCGCACUAUAUCUCGUAAACUAUCAACCCUACGGAAAAUCUAAUUAAACAUAAAAUGUAGCAAUUAAAUUUUCUACAAUUUUGUUUCUAUUACUUUUUAUCGUCAAGUGACCAACAAAAAAGAUUUAAACAAAAAUAUGUAAAAUUUUUUUAACAAGUUUCUUUUUGGAGGUUAUAACUUUUUUUCAGUGCAUUUUAAAAUAAAAUAACACUAUAGCAAUUUUGUAGAGGGUUUUUCAACGAACAAUUUUCACUAUAAAGUUGUUUAAUUCUAUUUAUGUAUAUAGGUUUUACAGCGCUCCAAACUUGACCAGAUUCUCGAAUGCUCAUAGGGAUACAAUAAAAACAAAAGUUAGGAUUACUUUUCUAUCUAUAUAUAUUUUUUAUUCAUACAAUUUAUUAUGUUUUUAACAUUCCUAUGCUAUUAUUAUUCUGUUUUUGACCUUUCUCCCCACUAUAAAAUUUAUAUCCCUAAGCAUAUAUAGAAAAGGCCCAAGAAGUUGUUUGAGGACAAAUUCGCCGGUUCAGAAGAAGAAUGACGCAAACGCAAAAUGCAAAAUUCUUAAGAAGAGCAAAAAACGAUUUUUGAUAUCAAAAUCAUAAAGUAUGAUCAAAAUUAGCCAUUCACCACACCGUGGUCAGGAUCUCGAGAUUUAAGCGUUUUUUGGGUUGUGCAGCUUGUCUAUGAAGUAACAUAACUUUUUUCCUAUUAUAUAUUUUGUCUUAAAAUUUUCCAAAAAACCUCUUCAUGAAUUAUAUUUUAUUGUUGUGUUGGUUAAAAUUAUAAUAUAAAAAGUUUGUCACUCAACUUUUUUAAGUAAACAUGAAACUAACGAAAUAUGAUGACAAAAUGUUUAAAAAUUAACAACUCCUUUUUUAAUGUGUUUAAACAUUUUGGACAAAUUUCAUUGUUAUCUACAUACUUCAGAUAUGACACAGUAAAAUUUUCAAAAGGAAAUAUUUACAGCGACCAAAGAUACAGCGAGGUAAAUUUGAAAAAUCAUCAAAAUUGAUUUUUGGAUUUUUUGUAUAAAAUUUGACUUUUGAACAUGUUCCACCGCCUCUAGAUAAAAAUGGGUCAUUCACCUUAAAUUUGAUUUUCGUGGUCGGCAUAACGGUUGAUGCCGCUCGCCUAAUAUAUGGAUAGAAAAAUAUUUAUUUUUAUUGUAUUCCUAUGAGAAUUCGAGAAUUUGGUUAAGUUUGGAGCGUUGUAAAACCUAGAUAAUAAGUAAAGUUAAACAACUUUAUAGUGAAAAUUGUUCAUUGCAAAAUCCUCUACAAAAUCGCUAUGACGUUAUUUUAUUGUGAAAUGAACGGAAAAAAAGUUAUAACCUCCAAAAGGAAACUUCUUACAAAAUUUUCUCUUAUUUUUGGUUAUAACUUUUUUGUUGGUCACUUGACGAUAAAAAGUAAUAGAUAUAAAAUUGUAGAAAAUUUAAUUUGCUACAUUUUAUGUGUAAUUAAAUUUUCUGUAGGAUUGCUAGUUUAGGAGAUACAGCGCGAAAGCCCUUUGCACCACUUUUUUCAAUAUGGCGGCCGGGGGACAAGGGUGGCGACCCUAAAAACUUGAACUUAAGCUUCUACUGAACGCCCCUACACAUUAAAAAAAAUAAAAUUGACUCCUCUAAGAAAUGCAACCCUAAAUGUAACAUUUCAAUGGACUAAUGAGAUUCAUGGGGUAAGGUGUUCUCAUGUUAGAAAAUCAAAGAGUUCACGCCUCGUGGAGACGAUACACCCCUAACCCCCCAAGCUGCCUCAUGCCCUCCGCAAUCGAGGACAUAACGUUGGGGAGGCUUUACUUUAUUGAUAUUAGAUGCCGUGGGAAACGGGGCAUCCGAGAGGCCUUUCUACGAUGAUGCCACUUUAGUACGGGUGGCGUUUUGCGCCUUUCUCCUUGGUUUACCUUUCUUUUUGUGAAACCUCUAGAAUUGUCUCUUCUACAAAUGUGUGCCUGUCCAGCGGACUUGUUUGUUCAUUUCACCAGCCAACUAUCCUAUGGGUAAGAACAAAACAAGUAGGUCGCGGUGGAGGUGGAGGUCGCGGUCGAUGUCUACAUCCAUGUAAAACAAACACAUUGUAGUGAAUGAAGGAGAACAGAGCAGGUAAGUCGCGGUGGAGGUUUAGCGCGAUGCCAUUCAGGAGGUUUACAUCGAUGAGGUUGUUUUACAUGGAUGUCUACUGCGCGGCCUACAAGGAUGUUUCCCUGUAAUUGGUCCGUUUGAAGCCAAGUUGUCAUUACCUGCGCUAUCUAAGUUGAUACUUUUUAUAUAAUCCCUUUUUGUGUUCAGUUUAUUUUUGAAUUUAUUCAAAUUUCAUUAAACUACUUCACUUGAUAGUGGUUCUAGCUCAACUGACAGCGCAGGUGACCUCCUUCCUAUGUGCUGUCGACAUCGACCGCGACCUAACUAGUGGCAUCCACCGCUACCUACACCUCCACCUCGACCCACUUGUUCUGUUCUUACCCUAAGGAUCUAUCCACCAAGCUGUGCCUCACGGUGCACGGACUCAGUGCGCAGAAAUCGCGGUUACUCCAUCUGGGAUAAGUACCUGUGAAAAAAAUUACUGUCAGUGCAUAUCAACUCGUUUCGUUUCGUUUCCUACUGUGUGACUACCUUUUCAUAUUGCUCUCUUCACUCUUUAGGUUGAUAGUUAGUUGGUGUGUGGGUCUUCUGUGCCUUCACGCUGACUGUUUUCGUGUAGAUUGCAUUAUUUAUUAUAGGCGACAAACUGUGUUAUUCAUCUCAAGAAUAUUUUAGGAAGAUCUGAAAAUGCUGUUUUUGAAUUUCAAGUGUCGUCCCUGACGACUAUUUUGUACGUUUGGAGUUAGUUUUGACUUAACAAAUAGUGUAUUUAAACGCUGAAUAAUUAACAUAAUUAUCAGGUAAUAAAAUAUGCAAGGAGCAGGAAUCAAGAAUCCUAAAGGCACGUAUCCAUACGUUGGUGUUCCGUGCUCCGUGUAACAGCUCCACUAUGUGUUGGUGCUCCCGCUCGGCGCUCACCCUUUUUGAUUCAACCGGUUUGCGGUUUAUAUGUAGGGGAGCGCAUGCCAAAUCCAUUUGAGCAGCUACACGGAGCACCAACGUAUGGAUACGUACAUUUAUACUUUUGUUUUUUUUUUUUUCAAAAUAUUAAAGGAGUAUUCAUUUUACGACUUGCGGUAAUCUUAAAUUUGAUAAAUUUUAAAAAUUUAAUUUUUAAUCUGAUUCUUAAAUUCCACAAAAAACCUAUUAUGAAUCAACAUUUUAUAGUUUCUUUAAAUAAGUAUGAAAUAUACAUAAUAGUCUUAUGUAAAUGGCAUACACUCUAAAUAGAAACACAUUCUAUUAGAGGCCAUCUGGCAAAAGAAGAAGUUAGUUGAAUUCUGUUCACAGACUACCUAUUUGGCAAUCAGCAGUUUCUUUGUGAUAUAUUUAGAUCAUAACCUUGACUAGUCACUUAUAUAGUGAAUGUUACUAAACAUUUUUAAUAAAAGCGGAAACAUCACGAAAAGUAAAAUUUUUCUAUACCAUUUACACUUUGUAAAAUUAUUCUUAUUUCAUAUGUACCGUUUUACUAUUCUAACGUUAUUAACGCCUUCUAUUUUUAGUAGGUACUUCCCAAAUUUAUUUUUAAGUGUAUACAUGGUGUAACAAAAAGACAGGUCCUAAAUUAAAUCACAUAUUCUGUGACUAAAAGUAAAUCGAUUGAACCUAACUUACCUUAGUACAAAUGUGCACAUAAAAAAGUUACAAUCCUUUGAAGGUACAAAAUGAAAAUCGAUUUUUUCCAAUAUGUCGAAAACUACUAGAGAUUUUUUAUUGAAAAUAGACAUGUAGCAUUCUUAUGGCAGGAACAUCUUAAAAAAAAUAACAAUGAAAUUUGUGCACCCCAAAAAAAUUUUAUGGGGUUUUGUUCCCUUAAACUCCCCCAAACUUUUGUGUACUUUCCAAUUAAAUUAUUAUUGUGGUACCAUUAAUUAAACACGAUGUUUUUAAAAAAAUGUUUUUCUUUUUAGUAUUUUGUCGAUAAGCCAGUUGUUAGCGAGAUGCGGCUUCUUUUUUAAUAUGUUUUAAAAUAUACCUAAAAAUGUAAAUUAAAAAUAAAUUUUUAUAAUAUUACCAGGUCUAUAUAAUCUUACUUAACCAUUUACAAAAUAUGAGGUGGAUUUACUUUACAAAUGCUCAAAAUAUCUCGAUAAAAACUCGACUUAACAAAAAAGUACUGAGAGGUAAAAAAGUUUUAAAAACAUUGUGUUUAACUAAUGGUACCACAAUAAUAAUUUAAGGGUACAAAACUCCCAUAAAAUUUUAUAGGGUGCACAAAUUUCACUGUUUUUUACGAUAUUUUGUAACUUCAAAGGGCUGUAGCUUUUUUAUGUGCAUAUUUGUACUAAGGUAAGUUAGGUUCAAUCGAACUAUUAUUGGUCUCAGAAUAUGUAAUUUAAUUUGUCUUUUUGUUAUACCCUGUAUUUGUUACAGUCUUAUUGGGUAACUGAAAUAAUGUUUUUGUAUUAAUACUUAGAGUGAUAUUAUUUAUUUACCGCACAAUUUAUAUAUACUUUUAUCGUAAUUGAAUUACGGAAAAAGUGUUGGCUAGUAUUGUACCUUUUUAGAUAUUCUGUACAUAUGUAGAUGACUUUUGGUCAAAUUUACAUUGCUUUUUUUUUGUCGCAAAAAAUAUUUUUUCCCAAACCAAGUUUUUUAAUAAACAACACCAAAGAAGUAUGUAACGAAAGUAAGUUUAAUAAAGGAUCGUUUAAAAUUUGCCCAAUUUUCUUGUGACAUAUUAUCUGACAAAUAUCUUUUUAAAGAUAUAUUCAACUUGGCAGUGGAGUAUUAACCUAUCAUAGGAUCACUUAUAAUAUUUUUUAAAGUUAUAUAGUUUAUUAGUCAUACUAGUCCUGUCGCUAGUGGGGGUACAACGGCCUCCUUAAUUCAGAUGGACUUACCCAAGUUUUUUUAUGUAUUUUGACCCGUAGAACACGAAUUUUUUGGGUAACAGUCGAUCCGGAUGUCGAUAAGAUUGUUAUAAACAAAGAAGUUGAGGAAUCACAUAACAGCGAUUUUUUGGAAAACAAAACAUUUUUUUGUUUUUUUUUGGGCCAUUCUAAGCAAAAAAUGUUUUUUCGUAGGAUGCAUAGUUUUCGACAUAAACGCGGUUGAACUUACAAAAAAUCGAAAAAUUGUAAUUUUUGAACCCGAAUAACUUUUGAUUGAAAAAUAAAAUAUCAAUUCUGCUUACCGCAUUUGAAUGUCUAAGUCAAAUUCUAUCGGUUUUAAUUACUUUCAUUGCUAAAAAUUAAUUUUUUUAUUGUUAAAGAAAGCUAUAAACACAUAGUGAUUGAAUGAUGUUUUCAAUGCAUUUCUCAUUUGAAAUCAAACGAGUAGGCGCGCAUACAGACAAUUUUUACGUAGAUUACGUACAUCAAAACGCAUGCAUUGGGCACGGAAAACACUAUGUGUUUAUGGCUUUGUUUAACAAAUAAAAACUUAAUUUUUAACAAUGCAAAUAAUCAAAACCGAUAGAAUUUGACUUAAACUUUCAAAUGCAGUAAGCAGAAUUGCUAUUUUAUUUUUUAAUCAAAAGUUAUUCGGGUUCAAAAAUUGCACUUUUUCGAUUUUUUGAAAGUUUAACCGCGUUUAUCUCGAAAACUAUGCAUCCUACGAAAAAAUUUGCAAGAUCAUUUUUUGCUGAGAAUCACCCAUAAAAUACAAAAAAAUGUUUUGUUUUGCGAAAAAUCGUUGUUAUGUAAUUCCUCAAGUUCUUUGUUUAUAACAAUGUUAUCGACAUCCGGAUCAACUGUUACCCAAAAAAUUCGUGUUCUACGGGUCAAAAUACAUAAAAAAAACUUGGGUAAGUCCAUCUGAAUUAAGGAGGCCGUUGUACCCCCCCCCCUGGCGACAGGACUAUACAGGAGAAAAGAGAAAACAAUUUAUUUUGGGGAAAUAAAAUGUAUAUGAUAUAAUUUAAAGUUUUGAUGUUAAGCCGAAUUUAAACUUGUUUUGUUAAAAGAGUUCAUACGAUACGAAGUGAAAAUGGUUAUUCAUUUUUUACGAUACGAAGUGUUGAUGAGCUAUCUGAUUUUGUUCAAAAGAUGUUUUUCUGAGGCAAUUCAGAUUUUCGAACGUAAUUUAUGUUGUAGGUAAAAUUCUACUCUUAAAUUGAAACUUUAAUUAUGUGGUAUUCUUUCCAAAAGAGGCUAGCAUAUACAACAUGUUUUAACCAAGAAAUUUUUAUAUUUGUUUUAAAAUAAAAUGACAAUAAAUUACUUAAUUUUGCUUUUUCUAAUGUACAAAUGUGCCAACUAUAUCGAUUGAUACAAAAACAACGUAAGCAGUUACCUCCUAAGACUAUCAUUUUAUUUCCAAAGUAGUAUUUUUAGAUAAAGAUAAAUUCGCAAAAGACUGUACUUAUCGCUUUGUACAAGAAACAUAAAAUUGUGUCUAAGUUACGUAAUUUCUAAACUGAGCCGCGUACGACUAUAGAAUUAGUACAAAAAGUUUAGAAACGAGUAGUGUAUAAGCUGAUAAGUAAAAUGUAUAAACCAAGCAGUAAGAGUUAAGUUCUAGUAGGAUGUACGAAUAAAAUAUGUUUAUUAUUAUUUAACUAGCAUUAUUUCUUACUAAAUUUGUUACAUAUCAUCUAUAUCAGCUAUUUAAAUUUACGUCUUCGUACUCUUCUCUAAUCGUCCUAAUCAUAGACAAUACCGUUAACCUUAGAACUUCUGCAACUUGCUAAAACACAAGCAAAAAGAUUGCAAGGUCACUUCGACGUCGUUUAGUGGCUUUAGCAAUAAUUGCGCUAUACUUUAUUUCACGUUAAUAAUGGACUUCUUCUUUAUGUGCCUUGUCCGUUACGGAUGUUGGCUAUCAUCAUAGCAAUUUUAAUUUUGUUUGCGGCGUUUCUGAAUAACUCGAUCGAUGUUAGUCCAAACCAUUGGCGUAAUUUUUGAAGCCAUGAGUGUCUUCUUCUUCCGGGUCCGUGUUUGCUUUCUAUUUUACCCUGUAUUAUCAGUUGGAGUAUAUAUUUAUCAUGUCUCAUAAUAUGACCGAGAUAUUCAAGUUUCUGUUUCUUAAUUGUGAAAGAGAUUUCUUUUUGUUUUCCCAUUCGGCGCAGUACCUCUACGUUGGUGGUGUGAGUCGUCCAGGAUAUUUUGAGGAUACGUCGAUACAACACAUUUCGAAUGCCUCCAGCUUUCUCAUUAAUGUUUCCGUCAGUGUCCAUGCCUCUGCGCCAUACAGCAAGACUGGAAAUGCAUAGCACUUUAGCAGCCGUAUUUUUAGUGGGAGAGAUAUGUCGGAAUGGGUGAAUAUAUUUUUCAUGUUUUUAAAUGUUGCUCUGGCCUUUUCAAUUCUAGAUCGUAUUUCGAUUGUUUGAUCCCAUUUCGAGUUGACAAUUGUUCCAACGUAUAUACACGAGUCAAGGUGUUCAAUUAGUUGGUUUUUUAUUUUCAAUUGUCUGGCAGGUUUUUGAGUUUUGCUGACCAGCAUCCAUUUUGUUUUAUUUAUGUUGAGGUUUAAGUCCUCUUUCUUCACUCGCUCUUUGUACCCUGUCCAUAAGAUACUGAAGUUUAUCGAUACUACUGGCAAGUACGAUUGUAUCGUCCGCAUAUCGGAUGUUAUUUGUCAAUUCUCCAUUGAUUUUUAUGCCUUCGUUUGCUUCAUCCAGUGCUUUUUUAAAAAUUUGUUCGGAGUAAAUAUUAAAAAGGAGAGGGGAGAGAACAUCCCUGUCGCACACCUUUUCUGAUAUCAAUGCUCUCUGUGGACGCAUUGUAGACUUUUACGCAGAUCAGUGUUGCUAAACCACGUGUUGCUACUAGACAACUGGACUGUCGAUAUAAGAUUCAUUCGGCGCGUUUCUAUCGUCCAUAAGAAAUACGUAGCCCUAUCUCUGCAACGUUCCGUUCUUAACGCGAAGCUGUCUAUAGUGCGGUACAAAUUUAUUUUUUACUAGCAAUAAAACAAGUAAAAAUGUUACAUUACUUUAUUUUGCCAAAUAUUUCUUUUGGGGUUAACGUCAGCCCAAUAAACCCGUUACUUAGGAAAAUUAAGAGAACUGAAUGCAUAUGUCUUUUAUGUAGUUAAGUUUAUCUUUUUUAUGUCUCUUGGUUGGUGUUUAAUUGGAAGUUCACCUCAUCCCUCCCCAAGGCACAUUUCUAGAUCCGCCACUAUAGGAAUAAUAAUUCUUAAAAGAACUAAUCUGAAGAAUAUGGCCGUGAGGAGACUGGAGGCAUUCGAGAUGUGGAUGUACCGAAGAAUACUGAAGAUCUCAUGGGUAGAUAGAAUAACCAACGUAGAGGUAAUGAUACGUAUGCAUAAGAAAAGAAAAGUACUUCUGUCCCGUUGUGGUUUACGGAAACAAUUAAAUGAAAUUAAAAUAAAUGUAAACACAACAAACUGUCAAUAAUAUAUUUAUUUGUGUCGGUAAAAUAGCGUGAAUAUUUCUCGAAAGAGGGUUUGUUAUUCUUUGCGAGUGUGGUGGUGUGACUGCACCGGGUGCGCGCUGUGACUAUACUAAACUACAAACAUAAGUUUUACAUGUCUGUGGUUUUUAAAGAAGUGGAAGACUGAUUUAUUGACAUGUGGAAUUUUUUUCCCAUAAAAUGAACAGACCAUUAAUAUCUGGAUAGGGAUAUAUUUCGUUUCUUAAAACUUAACAGGCCCUUCUAUGCAUAUGGUUUGUAUAUUAAAUGUGAAGUUUAAAUGGGACGUAUUAUUUCAUUUUGAAAAUUAUUAAAAAUUAAAAUUAGCAAAAUAGUAAUUGAAGCGUGUCGCCACACUUCUAACAAUUAAGAGAAGAAAACUGAGACAUAUGGGACAUUUAAUGAGAAGAGAUAAAUACCUAAUACAUACUCCAGGUCAUUAUGCAAGGAAAAAUUCAGGGAAAAAGAUCCAUAGAAAGGAGACGUAACUCAUGGCUGAAGAACCUUAGGGGAUGGUUUGGAUGUAGUACCAACGAAUUAUUUAGAGCCGCGGUCUCAAAAGUAAAAAUCACUCUGAUGAUUACCAACCUUCGAAGCGGAGACGGCACCUAGAUAAGAAGAAUAAGAACUAAAGUAUUUCCGAAAUUAAAAUGAAAAUAAUUGUAUAUUCAAAAUAUAACUCUUAAAGUUGUUUCUCUCAUUACCCAAAAUAUUAAUGGUUUCAUCUCAUUUAGUCUCACACGCUAAAUGACCGUGUAAUAAGUUCUCAUAUUUUAAGAAAGCUUGGUUUUACCGGUCUCAAAUUUUCGGUAAUUUUCAAUGGGAGUGUUUCUAAAUGUAGAACUAUUUCAUGAAAUGUGAUGGAAGUGACCAUACAUUUUUUUAUCGACAUAUCCCUACAGAAGAAAGUCAUUUGGCACGACAUUUUCGGUCGAGGAAUAGUUUUAUCAAAAUCAGUCGUCGAUACGAGUGUUACUAUCUUUGUAGAACAAUUUUAAUCUUGAUCAAGAUAUAUCUUGUUCAUGUUUUCGCAAAAGACAUGUCGUUCUCUCUUGGUAAACUAUGUUGUCAAUCUUGGUAAGUCUUAUUGGUCCUAUUAUCACUAAGGACAUCAGUUCUAGUAGGUCUACCAUUUACGUAACAUUAGAAAAAUAAACACAACCUAUUAAUAAAUUGUGUUGACUAGCCUUCGUACGCCUGACUACUGACAAUCUGAACAAUCUACAAUGACUACUGAACAAUCGAAAUAACUUUUUAUAACAAAGACUAUUUCCUUAACACUUAAGCAUAUACAUAUUCGCUAGACUAGAGCGUUAACUGCACUGCGGAAUUUAUAAAAAGUUCUGUACGCCCCUAGACGUACCGUAGCGGUGUUGCCAAUAUAAGUAUGAUAUCUGUCUCUCCCAUUUGAGAGCAUAGCAGUCAAUCUGCAUUUAAAUUUUAUAUGUAUGUUAAUCUCGUGUAUGUACAGCUAUUUCUCUUCCAGGCCUGUAGAGUUUUCGUCAUAACGUUAAAGAUUAACAAUAUUUUACCUUAUUCACGUACUGAUACUAAUUAACUAUCAGUCAUGUUGACAUUUAUACUAAUAGAUUCAUAAAUGUUCUCUAGUUAUUUCAUGACAACAUAGUUUUGUUAUUCAUGGCGUUCAAAAGCUUUGAUAGGAACAAUAUUUUUUGAUUUAUUGUAAUUUGAUGUAUUAUAGAAUACAAUUUUAGAUCAUCAAAAUCCUAUAGUAAUGUCCUACUAGAAUUUUACUUAAAACAAUUUCGUAUAUACAUUUUAGUUGUCAUCUUUUUGUCUAAAGUGUCCUAUUCCAGAAUUUAACUUUUUAUAAGACUUUUUGUACUUCGAAAUCUUUUGUACAAUAAUAUAAUGAGAAUUUAUUGGACGUGGACCAAUGGUAUUCGUAAAAAGCUUUGAAUGAAUUUGGAAGUACAGUUGAUAGUCAAAAUGAAAGAACUGCCCAGCAAACAGACCGACGUGUUAAUUACGUGAAUUUCUGGUACAUUUGUCACCAAUAUACGUAAAUUGCUUACGUGAAUUUCACGUGAAAAUUUGGUUGGAAUGUCACAUUGAAAAUACGUCUUUAAAUUACGUGAAUAACUCGUCUUCAAUAGACGUGUUAUUCACCUUAAAUACCAAUAAAAUGUUUCGGGAAAUUCACGUUGCAAAUACGUGUUGAUUAACAUAUCUUUUAGGGAAUGUAUAUAUUAGUAUUCACGUGAAAGAUACGUCCUCGGUUCACGUAAAUAAUUCGACCUUAAUUAACUUACUAAUCAUGUAAUUAUUAUCCUCAUAUGACGUAAAUAAAACAAGCCUAUAAAGUAUUAUCAAUGUAUUUAUUUAGUAGAAUUUAGAGACUUUAAAACAUUUGUCUUGUAUAAUUAUUAUACAAGAUAAUGAACCAAAAAUGCUACCGACCAAAAGACGCAUUAAAAAAUUUGCCAACACAAAACACAACACAGGUCACUUUUUAUUUUGACGACACUUUCUUGUUUUUUCACGACACUUCAACCCUCGAGCAGUGAGGUAAACGUUAAUACGAAAGGCAUUAUUAUAAAUAAACCCGCCUAAAAUAAAACGAGGGAAAUAAAGCUCUUCACGUUUCACUUUCACUUUUUGUUGUGAGAAAUGUGAGAAGCUGAUAUUGAUAUUAGAGGUUAUGCUCAUCGAUUAUAAAAAUCGAUUAUUUUUAAAUUACAGUUAAACUAUUCUACUUACUUUAAAUUAGUUUUACAUAUUUUCUUUUUGUUUUUAAAUUUCUUCUGCUAUUACCUAAUUGGUCUUACUAAAAAUCUAUUUCAAUACCAGAAUAAUAUAAAAAAAUAAUCCUAUCGAAUUAUCCUAUUAUUCGAUAAAUCGAUUAAUUUAGUUUUCGAACCAACUAUGUUAAUCACGUAUCGUGGUCACGUGAUAGUAUUUAAAGGAGGAGAAAGGCUUGGUAGUACGUCACCACCGCGCGCGAUUUGAAAAUUAGACUCGACAUCAUUUUAGCUGUGAUAUUUUUAAAGAAAAAAAAAAAUAGCAAAAAUAGCUUCAAAUCAAGGUUGGAUUGAAAUAGUUAUGCUAAAUGAUUUUAAAAGCGAAAUCAUAAACUUUUUGUUUAAAUAUUGGUAUUAUUUACAUUACUUUACGUGGAAUACAUCUAAUUUUUCGACGUCCAUAAAAUACAGGGAGUAAAAUUCAAGCGAUACGUAUUUAACCAACACCGUUGUAAAAUUUUGUUUUCAAAAAUAUUUCUCAAAAUUUUACCAAAGGAAGUUAUUUCUGUUUCGUGAUUAUUACGUGAAAUAAACGUACCUUUGCGAUGUAACCGACAUUCACACCUAUGAUAAAAAACAUGUACAAUAUUCGUCAUUAUGAUUUUAUAUUAUUCUAAUGUCAAACAUGUAUAAAGGAAGCAAAAAUAUAUUGGUGAAUGAUUUGGCACUGAAAUACGUUUUUUUCCCGUCAUAAAUCUCCGAGUUACGUAUUCGUUGAAAUUUGCCGUAAAUUUAACGUAAUUAUCACGUAACUGGGCUCAAACCUGUUUGCUGGGUGUGCUUCUAUAUUUAUUCUAACGCCACUAAUUUAGUUACUUACUGUGCUAAGCGUAAAGUGAUUUGUAUACUUGUGUGUUUCCCUUAUACAGGGUGUUCCGGAAAAUAGUACGUUCUUAAUGGCAUGGGCUGAGUGCACCAUUUGUAACAAAAAAGUGUUAUAAUAUUUUUUUGUAAAGUUAACCGUUUUAAAAUCCAUUUAAUCCGUUUGCUUAUUGUCCACAGAAAAGCAAAUACAGCCGGCAACGUUGCGCUCCUUAUUAUAAUACUACGUUAAAAACUUUCAUGAAUCAGCGUUCGUUAGGCAUAAUUUUGUAUUGAUAUUGAUAACAAGGAUAUAGAAAAACACUUGUUUUUAUUAAAUAUUUAUUAAUUAAGAGUUAUAUACUGUUUUAACUUAUAUAAAAAAUUAUUAUUACAAUAAAUUAAUGUUCGAAGUGGCCACUGUCUUGUGAACAAUGUUUUUAGAAAUGCCAACCAUUCUAGCUACAUACGGGUACUAACUGUUGGAUUAUCACUGAAUAUAACCAAAAUCACAUCUUCUGUAUAUUUAUUCUAUGGUUAGGUAGUAACUCGUGUUCUACCGCUAGUGGGACACAUUCACAAAACAUCGGGAAUAGCCCUAUUAUUGUCACAGUGAGAUUCACCGUACGUAAUAAUAUAGGCGUAACCAGGGGGGUUUUGGCGGCUAUAACCCCCCCAUUUGGAUGUACUUUGAGCCCUAUACGCUUAAUACCAUUACUAUUCCAUACCCCCAGAGAUCAUCAAGUAGUUGGAAUCUCCCCCUUAGGAUCAUCCUGGUUACACCUCUGCGUAAUAACAUAUCGUGAUAUUCCCGAAUCGAAAACAUGACAAUACGAUGUAUUCUCGGGUUACAGGUAUUUACGACUGUUUACAAAUAUGUGCGUUCUUUGUAUCAAAAUAAAUUAAACUGCCGGGUUGCAAAACGUAAGUUUAAAAUACAUUUAUUUUUAUUUUUUGAGGCAACAGAUGACCUUAGAAAAAAAUAUAAGAAAGUUUUCUUUUAAAUGGUGCAUUCUACCCAUACCUUUGGAUCGCACUAUUUUCCGUGACACCCUGUAUAUUUAGUUGAUUCUUUAAUUUUUAAAUACGUUUUUAAGAAUAUAUCUCACACUAUAGGUACCGGAAAUAAAAAUGAGAAAAUUUAAUAUUUUUUAAACCUUUUAUGACCUAUGUAAAAUAAUAAAAGUACUAAACUGUUUUGUAAUAUAAUUAAACCAUGUUUUGUUAACAUUUGAGAAUGUUCCUGUGCUGUGAGAUAAUUCGAACGCCUCUUUGGUAUUAAUUUUUCACUUGCUGUUUUCUUUUUUUUAUGCUUUAUACUUCCUGGUGCAAUAUUGUAUAAAUAUUUUUAUAACAUUACUCUCAAAAUUUAGGCAUACAAUUCUGUUUAUGAUGCUAAUUAGAUGUGUGUGAGUGUUUGUGUUAGUAUAUACAUAAGUUUCGUCCAUUGAGAUACAAAGUCACGUCAAAUAUAUCUACAUUGUAUUCUUUUUCUUUAUUUUAUAAGAAAGCCAUAUAUGUUAACAGAAUUUUAUAGGAACAAUCAAUAUAACUUUUGUAAAUAUAGUGAGUACUGAAUAAAAUAUUGUAUUACUCCUAA